AUGAAGCAGAUGAAGCAGUUGGAGCAGAUGAAGCAGUUGGAGCAGAUGAAGCAGUUGGAGCAGUUGGAGCAGAUGGAGCAGAUGAAGCAGUUGAAGCAGUUGGAGCAGAUGAAGCAGAUGGAGCAGAUGAAGCAGAUGAAGCAGUUGGAGCAGAUGAAGCAGAUGAAGCAGAUGGAGCAGAUGGAGCAGAUGGAGCAGAUGAAGCAGAUGAAGCAGUUGAAGCAGUUGGAGCAGAUGAAGCAGAUGAAGCAGUUGGAGCAGAUGAAGCAGUUGGAGCAGUUGGAGCAGAUGAAGCAGAUGAAGCAGAUGGAGCAGAUGAAGCAGUUGGAGCAGAUGAAGCAGAUGAAGCAGUUGGAGCAGAUGAAGCAGAUGAAGCAGAUGGAGCAGAUGAAGCAGUUGGAGCAGAUGAAGCAGUUGGAGCAGAUGAAGCAGAUGAAGCAGUUGGAGCAGAUGAAGCAGUUGGAGCAGAUGAAGCAGAUGAAGCAGUUGAAGCAGUUGGAGCAGAUGAAGCAGUUGAAGCAGUUGGAGCAGAUGAAGCAGUUGGAGCAGAUGAAGCAGAUGAAGCAGAUGAAGCAGAUGAAGCAGAUGAAGCAGUUGGAGCAGAUGAAGCAGUUGAAGCAGUUGGAGCAGUUGAAGCAGUUGGAGCAGUUGGAGCAGAUGAAGCAGAUGAAGCAGAUGAAGCAGAUGAAGCAGUUGAAGCAGUUGGAGCAGAUGAAGCAGAUGAAGCAGAUGAAGCAGAUUAAGCAGAUUAAGCAGAUGAAUCAGAUGAAGCAGUUGGAGCAGUUGGAGCAGUUGGAGCAGAUGAAGCAGUUGGAGCAGAUGAAGCAGAUGAAGCAGAUGAAGCAGUUGGAGCAGAUGAAGCAGUUGGAGCAGUUGGAGCAGAUGAAGCAGUUGGAGCAGAUGAAGCAGAUGAAGCAGAUGAAGCAGUUGAAGCAGAUGAAGCAGAUGAAGCAGUUGAAGCAGAUGAAGCAGUUGGAGCAGAUGAAGCAGAUGAAGCAGUUGGAGCAGAUGAAGCAGUUGAAGCAGUUGGAGCAGAUGAAGCAGAUGGAGCAGAUGAAGCAGAUGAAGCAGAUGAAGCAGUUGAAGCAGAUGAAGCAGAUGAAGCAGUUGGAGCAGAUGAAGCAGUUGAAGCAGUUGGAGCAGUUAAAGCAGUUGGAGCAGAUGAAGCAGAUGAAGCAGAUGAAGCAGAUGAAGCAGUUGGAGCAGUUGAAGCAGAUGAAGCAGUUGGAGCAGAUGAAGCAGUUGGAGCAGAUGGAGCAGUUGGAGCAGAUGAAGCAGAUGGAGCAGAUGAAAUGA
Messenger RNA from Knipowitschia caucasica, 1296 nucleotides. The record is from the annotation of a GenBank genome assembly. Lineage: Eukaryota; Metazoa; Chordata; Actinopteri; Gobiiformes; Gobiidae.